AUGCAUUGCUUUUUUGCUGAGCUGGAGCCUUCUAUCCCCGUCACGGAACAAAACCUGGUAGACCGAGUUCGGUACAUAAUGCGCUCGAAAAUAUUUAAUGAUGCCGAACUCGAACGACUACGAUGUGAGGCUAUUCCAUCGUCGAAUGAAUCGGCUAUGGCUGGAGAUGCAGCUCCACAUCCGACAGACCAGCAUCCACACGUGGAAGCCGCCAUGGAUCUUCCAGUUGUGGUUGAUUCGAACGACGAUGAAAUAGUCUCCCACGAACUAGAGCAAAUGAGGAGUAUAUUGGAAGAGGCGAUUAUGGAAACGCGCAGCACCCCUCUCGAAAAUCGACCGCGACUUCCCCCGCAUACCCCUAAGCAAAGGAAAUCGGGCUGUCGUGAGGCCUCUUAA
Messenger RNA from Parnassius apollo (apollo), 396 nucleotides. NCBI's taxonomy places the organism in Eukaryota, Metazoa, Arthropoda, Insecta, Lepidoptera, Papilionidae. The record is from the annotation of a GenBank genome assembly.